AUGAGAGAAGAAAACCAGUCUGCUACCACAGAUUUCAUCCUUCUGGGAGUGACUGGACAGCAGGAACAAGAAGACAUCUUCUUCAUCCUCUUCCUGCUCAUUUACCCCAUCACACUGGUUGGAAACAUGCUCAUCAUCCUGGCCAUUCUCUCUGAUGUUCGCCUCCACAACCCCAUGUACUUCUUCCUUGCCAACCUCUCUCUGGUUGACAUCUUCUUCUCAUCUGUCACCAUCCCCAAGAUGCUGGCCAACUAUUUUCUGGAGAGUAAAACCAUUUCUUAUGCUGGAUGCUUCACACAGAUGGACUUCAUGUUAGCUUUUGGUAACACUGACAGCUAUGUCUUGGCUGCAAUGGCAAUUGAUCGAGCUGUGGCCAUCAGCCGUCCUCUUCAUUAUACCACAAUUAUGAGCCCAAGAUUGUGUGUUGUGAUGGUUGUUGGGUCUUGGGUGGUUGGAAAUGCCAAUUCACUUUCUCAUGCCCUGCUUACAGCUAGUCUUUCUUUUUGUGGCAACAAGGAAGUGGCCAACUUCUACUGUGACAUUAUCCCUUUGCUCAAGCUGUCCUGUUCAGACAUCCACUUCAAUGUGAAGAUAAUGUACCUUGGGGUUGGCAUUUUCUCAUUGCCACUGUUUUGCAUCAUUAUCUCCUAUGUUCGGGUCUUUGCCACUGUCUUAAGGGUUCCAUCUACUAAGGGCAUACUCAAAGCCUUCUCCACCUGUGGCUCUCACCUCACUGUGGUUUCUUUGUAUUAUGGGACAAUCAUGGGCAUGUACUCCCGACCUCUGACCAGUUACAGCCUGAAGGAUGCAGUGAUUACUGUGAUGUACACAGCUGUGACCCCAAUGUUAAAUCCUUUCAUUUACAGUCUGAGAAACCGGGACAUGAAGGCAGCUCUGGGGAAACUCUUUGGCAGAACUUCUUCAUCUCAGUUGUGA
Messenger RNA from Dipodomys ordii (Ord's kangaroo rat), 936 nucleotides. Its product is annotated as olfactory receptor 1A1-like. Gene Ontology annotation, biological process: G protein-coupled receptor signaling pathway. NCBI's taxonomy places the organism in Eukaryota, Metazoa, Chordata, Mammalia, Rodentia, Heteromyidae. Gene Ontology annotation, molecular function: olfactory receptor activity; G protein-coupled receptor activity. The record is from RefSeq and is a predicted model, not a curated record. The transcript has a single exon. Gene Ontology annotation, cellular component: membrane. Bases 1 to 936 code for a protein of 311 amino acids.